Molecule: messenger RNA, 2205 nt
Organism: Perca fluviatilis (European perch)
Lineage: Eukaryota; Metazoa; Chordata; Actinopteri; Perciformes; Percidae
Gene: slc48a1a
Product: solute carrier family 48 member 1a
Exons: 3
Coding region: 533-967 (144 amino acids)
Biological process (GO): heme transport
Cellular component (GO): lysosomal membrane; plasma membrane
Molecular function (GO): heme binding; heme transmembrane transporter activity
Source: RefSeq, a predicted model, not a curated record
GAUGACUUUGCGGUAAAUUGUUGAAAACACACUCGCAACAUAUUGGUCAAUAUCAACUAUGUUGUAUUUCAAGUGUUUUAUGACCGUGAAGUACAUGUAACCGAAGACAGUCCCCACGGGUAUGUUUCGGCAUCGGCUGAAGACGGGGAUCCACGGUCGGGGUGUUUUCUGGAUCAUAACCAUCUGCCAUCUUUGCGGUGUACAUCAGAUAAACACUUGGUUGCUGUUUAGCUGCUGCCUGUUAGCUUGAAAUCUAAAUUAUGUCAUCGGAGUUUGUUGCUUGUAUCAGGUACACGAACAGGCUAUUACUUAACUAGCUUUUUCUAAAGCUAGUCUUGCUAGCAGUGAUAGGCGUCGUUCUCCCUAACGUUAGUCCAGGGGAAUUUGCUGUUGUCGUUUUCCUUUCGUUUGUAUCAGUGAUAUUACAUAAUGAGGCGGUAAGCUUGUUGAUGUAGCUAGCUUAAUAUACCUACGCCAUACUUAACGCCUGUUACAAACAUUUUGGGAGGCAGUAGGCUAAUUGUAUUUUACAAUGGGAGGCAGCAGAAUUUACAUUAGCAUAGGAUAUGCUACCUUUGGCACCAUGGUUGGACUUUCGGCUUUCCUGGUCUGGAAUAUAGCAUACAAACAGCCAUGGACUGCGGCCAUGGGAGGCCUGUCAGGAGUUUUGGCGCUCUGGUGUCUUGUCACACACAUCAUGUACCUGCAGGAUUUCUGGCGCACCUGGCUCAAAGGCCUCAAGUUCUUCAUCGCUGUUGGUGUGCUCUUCUCAGUUUUUGCAGUGACCACUUUCAUUACCUUCCUAACUCUCGCCAUCACACAGAAGCAAUCUCCGACUGACCCGAGGAGCCUCUAUCUCUCCUGUGUGUGGAGCUUCCUGACUCUGAAAUGGUCCUUUCUCCUGGCCUUAUACUCCUACAGAUAUCGCCAGGAGUUUGCAGACAUCAGCAUCCUCAGCGAUUUCUAGUCAGUACUGGUUUUAUAGUCUGCAAUGGACUUUGGGGAGUUUUAAGCUGCCAGCAGGAGCUGGUCAAAGAGCUUUUGUAACAAAGAGGAGGAAAAGCAGACAAGGCUAGAUUUAAAAGGUCAUCUGACUCUUACUAUAUGGAGUUGCACUUGCUUAAACUCUGUAUUUGUAUUGUUACCUGUUCUCCUACUUUUAAUGACCCGGAUACUAUAUUCCUGUAAGUAGCCAUAAGUCUAAACCUCUGAAGACUGGAACUGGUUUUGGAUUGAUUGCUUGAGGCUGUUUAUCGAGAGACAUGCUCUUCAGACAGAUUUUAUCAUGAGAUUGUUUAAUCUUAAAACGGCUAACGCAUACAAGGAAAUCCCCACCAUAACAGGCGUUUAAUCAAAUAAGUUGUUAAAGUGAAAGUGAAAAUACUCCCAAAAGCCGAAAUCCUCAGAACCAAAACUAAAACCUCCUACCUGAAGCCACUCUGCUAAUUGGCUGACGGUGUUUGUUAGAGUGCUUGAAUGUUUGUACGCAAAUUAGCUUUUUCAGAGUUGCAGUCUUGAACCACAGAAUACUCUCGUCACUAGUGUCUGCAAAAUUGGUCUCUUAGCUCCCUUUCAUCGUCAAUGAAGCAGUUUGGGAAACCAUUUCUUUCUUUUUUUUUAAAUCCAUUCACCAAUAUGAAUAUAUUGAAUUCUCAUUCAAAGCUUUCUAGAUAUGGUAGUUAAUGUACUUACUUUCUCCCUUCAUACCCUGCUUCUCUUUUAGUAGAAUUGAAGAAAGGGCAUUCCUGUGGAAUUUGUGCUUUUCAUGUUUAUUUCCACCAGGGGGAGACAUUUUUCAGUCAAGAGUCCACUGGAAAAUUAUGACAUUCCUUUUUAGGAGAACGCAAAUGAAUUUGAAAAAUGAUUGCACUUUAGUCUUUCAUAUUGAUGCCAAUGUUUUACACUCAAAUCCUAAUACAAUGGAAUAAUCCUUUUACAUGGCCGUCUCUGUCUCACCCUUUUUUAAAUGUUGAAAGAUAAUAUAUGUAUCAUUUAUUUUACUGUUAGUAUGAUUUGUGUAAGUCAAGUCAAACUAGGCUGUGUAAGUGGUUAAGUCCCAGCUGUUCCUCAUGUCUGCCUGCUACCACAAAAAUGUUUAAAUGUAUUUUUGUUGUUGAGAGAUUAUGAAUGUGAGGGAUUAUGAAUGCGAGGAUGCUACAUGUAAAUAGAAACUGAACCCAUUAAAGUUGCAUUCAUCGGUAAUUA